CUUGCUAUAAUGGAAAAACAGAGAAAAGAGUGACUCAUUCUGUUGGGUGCCCGGAUGGCUUUACAGAGGUGGUGAUAUUUGAGUUGGGUCUUGAAAAAUAAAUAGGCGUUUACCAGGUAAUGAAGAUGAAGAAAGGCACUACGAUUGAGGUAGAGAUAGAAGUAGAGGUGUGGGAUGAAUGGAUGCACAGUUAUUAAAGGGCGUGGCAUACGGGGGGAGCAGUAGAGAGCCCCCUGCCUCUCAUCGUGGGACAAAUCCCUGGGCCUGUGCAGCAGUAUGCUAGUGGCUAUGGAAAACCACAAGACAAGCGUGUCCCAGCUGCCUGGGGCUUCUCUGAGUUUAUUCAAUUUCAUGUCAAUUUUAGUUAACAGUAAUUUUAGACAUUUUCCCCAGUUUUGUUGAAAUGUGACUGACAUACAGCAUUGAAUAGAGAUUUUAGACAUUUUAAAAAUGAAAAAAAGGGCACCUAGCUGGCUGAGUCAGAAGAGCAUGAGACUCUCGAUCUCAGGGUUGUGAAUUCAAGUCCCACGUUGGGUGUAGAGAUUAUUUACAUAAAUAAAAAAAUAAGCAUGAAAAUAAACAUGAAUAUAUUUGUGAAGAAUACAAAAAGUCCAUGCAUUCUUUAUAUGAAACAAAUACAUCCCAAUUUCAGAAGUCUGUUUCAAGCUGUAACUCUUAUCAUCAGCCUAUCAUCAUCAAACCCUGUGGUUUCAGGCCCCUUGGCUCUUAGGGGUUUCAUUUGAGAAGCACUGGACUAAAACAUGGGUCGAACAGAAGAGAGAGACACGAAAUGAGGUUAGAAAAAUAACCCAUUAUCUCCUAGAUAUCUUUAAAGCAUCUUUCAGGACUAUAUUUGUAGUGGGUUUCAUAUGCCAAAUUGAGAAUAUUUAGGCAAGGUGAUGUCAAGAUUGAAUCUCUGUUGUAGAACACCGUGGCAACUUGGCAAAUCAAUUUGAGAGGAGGAAACAGAAGAAAUCAAGAGACUAUUAUAUUACUACCAUCUAGGUGAGAAAUGGGGCCUUCCUGAGAUAUGGCAGAGGCAGUGAGGAUGGCUAAGAAGAGACUAUUUGAGAGAUAACUUAGGAAAGGAAAAUGACAGGACUUAGUGACAUGUUUACUGUUGAGUACUGGGAGUCAGGAGUGAUUCUCAGAUUUCUAGCUUCGCAAACCCAUGAGCAAUGGAUACUAUUACCUAAGGUAGAAAAUAGAGGGGAAAAAGUUUCCAAAAGUACCUCAAAGAUAUCUGAAAGACAAUGAGUUGACUUUUGCCUCUGCUAAAUUGUGAUGCCUGUGGCACAGAAAUUAUUCAUUUAAUAUCUUCAUCUAGCAACUAUUAAACACCAUGAACUAAGCUAGAUAUGUAUUUUAAAAUGUCCAGUAGGUAGUGGAAAAUCAGGUCUGAAAGAAAUUUAAAAGAUGUAUAAGGCUGAAAAUACAGAAAUGGAAGUCACUGAUGUGCUUUGCAGGAUGGCAAAAGCUAAGGGGACCAGAUAUGCCAACAGGAGAGUACAGAGUAAGAAAAGAAGACUCACCCUGAGCCCAAGGAAAAGUAAUCUUUCAAUGUCAGGGUGUAGAAGAGCCUGGGGAAAGGUCGUCACAAUGUCAACAUGAUAAGUCCUCCUCCUAGUUAAAAAUGAUUUCCUUAGUAAAAUUUAUUAGCAUUUCACAAGACAAAUUCUUCAGAAAUUUGGAAGAAUAUAUAUGAUCUUUCUACACACCGUGUGAAGUCAUAGGAUCAUUUUCUCAAAUGUCAUGAAUCUGUACGCCUCUUCUUAAUUAAAUAUUUUCAUUUAAAUUGGCUGUAAAAAAUUAAUUUGGGGGCACCUGGGAGGCUCAGUCAGUUAAGCCUCUGACUCUUGAUUUGGGCUCAGGUCAUGAUCUCAUGGUUCAUGGGAUUGAGCCCCACAUGGGGGUGUGUGCUGACAGUGUGGAGCCUGCUUGGGAUUCCCUGUCUCCUCUCUCUCUGCCCCUCCCACACUCACAUAUGGAUGUCCACUUUCUCUCAAAAUAAAUAAAUAAACAUUUUUUUUUAAAGAGUAUUUUUUAAAGAAGUCAAUUUGGACUAAUUACUGCAGUCAAUUGUAUUACUUUAUUAAAUUCUGCCAGCUUACAAAUUAGGCAGUUUUAAUUAUUUUUUAACGGAAAGAGGGAAACAACGUUCAGGGAGAGGAACUUCACUGUGUGAAUCCCGUAGGACCCAUAACCACAGAUAAAAUGAACCUUGGAGUUACUAAGGGAUUUAAUCUUCUCCCCCUGAGACUUCCAGUAUGAGUCAAACUAUACAAAAACUAUCUGGCAAGAGGAAAAUGUAACACAUCAGAAUUCUGGGACACUCACGACACCCGAUCCAGCCAGAUUUUAUCUUUCACAUCGGAAUCUAGGGCAGAUUCCUGGGACGGCUACCCUGCCCCAACCGCCGAUGGGGGAAGCCGAGCUGUCCUAAGGGGGUUGGAGCCCUCAAUCUUCCUCCCAGCCUUCACUCCCUGCUGCUAGAGAUCACACCCUAGACGGAUUCAUCUUUGGGUACUGUUGCACCUGGUGAGGGCAAGGCUGUCCGUCCUGGGGUCAAGCCAAGCCACCACCCUCUAUACAGGAAGCCACAUCGCACAACUCCUUCCCGGCCGGUGGAAAACUGAGCUGGCCCUAGUUCAAGAUGCGUGACGUCCACAUUACGGCAACCAAUCACAAGUCUGCUCUUAAGAAGCGGGCCAGGGAGCGGACACUGUAUUGGUGGUGGUGUCUUGUCAAUCUCAGCAGAGGCACAGCCUCUUUCUCUUAGCAACGGAUGUGUCAUAGCAACAGCUUGCCGGGAGCUGCUGUUUGUGGUCUUGGGACUUGCUUUUCUGGGAGGAGAGUCAAACUUCCAUCUCCAGCUCCCAAAGGAGCUUUCUCCAGGCCUAAGUCAGAACCAUGGCUCCAAAAUAUCAAAAACAAAAGAGUGCUGGUGGCCACAAAAACACAAAACGGAGCAAAACCAAACAGAUAUUACCUGACAGAGAAGAAGUGGAACCUGUUACUAUGGAGAGCAUGGGUCAUCCAGAAAUUUAUCCUUUAGUGUUAACUACCCAGACCCAGGAAAUAUUUAACUGCCGAAUAGAUGAAGAUGUCACAGAUGAAAAACCUUAUAAACUUAUCAAAAAAGAAGAUAUUUUAGCAGACUUUAAAAACAGAGCUGCAGUGUCUGAUUUCUACCCAGUCAAAAAAGUUAUCCAGGAAUAUCCUGGAGAUGAGCUUCUGGUUGUUUAUGACAAAGACUUCAGAUAUGGACUUAACUUUUAUCUUAUUGGAACAGAAGAAGGCAAAGAAAACUAUUUAAAUCGCCCAGAAGUACCAGAAGAACAGGAAGAAUAUAAAGAGCAUACUUCUGAAGAUUUAUAUAUUUAUAAACCACCUAUCUCUAAACCAUGGGUUUCUUUGGGCAGUGAAAAAGAAAUUGAUGAAGAAUCGGUUAAGGAAUCUGCAAAGCAGAUUACAUAUAUGAUUUCUCGAAAACGAAGUGAAUUUGGUGCGCCAGUUAAGUUCAGGGACCAAAAUGCUUCCAGCGUAAAAGAUGCCUAUAUUGAAUGUACAGCCUACCCAGAUAAAAAUUUUAUCGUUAAGCAACUUGAGAAAGAUGUUGGCAUGCAAGUCGUCCCCAAAGUCAAGGACACAAGUACUCAAACAAGAUGGACAUAUCCCAAAAAUGCCAGUACACAAUAUUAUCCAAGAGAAUUUUCAGAGGAGGAAAAAGAGAUAUUCGGACAAUCCAAGCCUUUGAUUGACUUUCUUAAUAAUGCAUCUAUAAGUGUUGAAAUAGCCCUGCAGCAAAAUGAAAUCAUGAACACAUUUAUUGAUGACUGGAAGUGCCUGGCAGAAGAAGAAGGCACCUUUGGAGACAAAACUGAUACCCACCUGAAAGAGUACCAGUCCUUUACCGACCUUCAUAACCUAACAGAGAAUAUGGUCACUUCCAUCUCAUGGCAUCCGACUAUCUAUGGGCUAAUAGCUGUGUCAGUGGCUGUAAGACUCUCCCUUGAAGACAGAGUCCACUUUUCUGGUAAAUUAUUGCUGCAGCCAUCACUAAUUCUUUUCUGGAGUUUCUCCGAUCCCAUACAUCCUCAGUUAAUGCUGGAGAGCCCAGAUGACAUCUUCUGCUUCAAGUUCUGUCCAAGUGACCCUAAUAUCAUUGCUGGAGGCUGCAUAAAUGGGCAGAUUGUCCUGUGGGAUAUUACUGCACAUGCAGAUCGCAUAGAAAACAUCAAGACAGGCGGUAGCAGAAGUAAAAAAGCCACGCUCAAGCCCAUGUUUCUCCUUGAACCAGACAGUAAUAAAGAAGCGAUGUAUAUCAGACACUGCGCAGUCUCCUCAAUAGAAAAUGGUCAUAAGAAAGUAAUUACAGAUAUACACUGGCUGUCUGACACAUUUGAGAUUAACAGAAUGGGUUCUGUCUUUGAGAAUCGAAGUGGAAUAUGCUGUCAACUUGUCACAUGUUCAGCUGAUUGCACAAUAUGUUUUUGGGAUAUCAGAUCACAGAAAGCUUUAACCCCACCACCAAUAGAGAAAAAGAAAGAAGAAAGUAUUGAAAUUCCUUUUGAUGUGCCAUCUACUUUUUUGCAUCUAGAUCUCUCCUGGAAACCCCUCUUUAAGAUAAGGCUGUCUAAAGGUGAAACAAGUUUAGACCACUGCCCAACCAAGAUCAGCCUGAGUGAGGACCAUCUCCUUUACAAAGCACAAGACAAAAUAUUAGCCCAGAGCAAAUUAGUGAAGGCAGGAGAGAUGAACCCAUACCACAAUCUGGAAGGUGCGUUGGCCAACAAUCUCAAGCCUAUAGAGGACUUCUGCACAAAGUUCUUUGUUGGAACAGAGGAAGGUGGAGUGAUAUAUACAGAUUGGAAAAUGGAAAGAGACCCUGAAACUGGCCGAUUGAUGGCAAGGAAGCCAGUGAACCUUUACGCCGUCCAUGAUGGAGCUGUCCACACUGUUCAGAGGUCACCUUUUUACAAGGACAUUAUCCUCACCAUUGGAGGAUGGAACCUGGCCAUCUGGAAAGAAGGUAUUACGACUGGACCCCUCCUUCAGUCAUGCUGUGCACCAAAAAGGUACACAGCAGGCCACUGGUCCCUGACAAGGCCUGGAGUCUUCUAUAUUGGCCGAGAAGAUGGAUACAUCGAUAUCUGGGACCUUCUGGAGAAAACCCAUGAGCCAGCCCAGUCACAAAACAUCUGCAUAACCAUGAUCACCUACAUCAAACCCUGGACUUUUACUGCUAAGCAGCAAUUUAUAGCCAUAGCUGAUUAUUAUGGAACACUGCAUAUAUUGGAAAUUCCUUGGACAUUAAGUCACCCUUCCACCAAUGAGGCAUCAAGUAUGAGCUACUACUUUGAAAGAGAAGUCAAGCAUCUGGAAUAUGUAGAACAGCGCAAGAAAAUUCGUGAACAAGAAAAGAAGGAAAUGGAGCUGGAACUUGAGAAGAAAAAAACCAAAACAUAUCAGAAGUCAAAAGAACAGAUGGAGGCUGAAUUGAAAGCAGACUAUGACAAUUACUUAGAACUGGAAAAGAACACCCUCAUCAACCUCGGCCUCAUCAAAGUGCCAGAGACGAUGUCAUUCAUGGACUUGAUGUAGAAAGGCUUUCUGCAGGGGUGUUUGGGGCCUUGGUAGGACUUUGUUUUCUUUUUAUUCAUUAUUUUUUAUGUAAGGUGAGCUAGCAAAUUAAACAUUGAAUAGGUUUAUUUGUAAGUAUUAGCCUUUUAUUUCACUAAAAUUAAAACUUGAUUUAUCACAACAA
Acinonyx jubatus (cheetah) is the source of this 5767-nucleotide messenger RNA. RefSeq names its product dynein axonemal intermediate chain 3 (gene DNAI3). NCBI's taxonomy places the organism in Eukaryota, Metazoa, Chordata, Mammalia, Carnivora, Felidae. Gene Ontology annotation, molecular function: dynein heavy chain binding; dynein light chain binding. The coding region runs from base 2911 to 5604 and encodes 897 amino acids. Gene Ontology annotation, cellular component: inner dynein arm. The transcript is spliced from 23 exons. The record is from RefSeq and is a predicted model, not a curated record. Gene Ontology annotation, biological process: inner dynein arm assembly; cilium movement involved in cell motility.